UCCGUGUACGAUUACCCCCACAUCCAACGCUAGGAUGACUUCUCCACCUACAAACGCUGGUCCUCUAGCAGGAAUCAAGGUCAUCGAGUUCGCAGGGCUCGCUCCUGUACCGUUUGCAGGCCUUAUUUUAUCCGACUUUGGUGCUUCAGUCACCCGCAUUGACCGGUGCACCCCGCACACCAUCAUACAUGAGUCGCUCAACACCGAUAUUCUAUGCCGCAACAAGCGUUCUAUUGCCGUAGACUUAAAGAGCCCGAAGGGCUUGGAAAUCGUCCGCCGCCUCGUCAGGAACGCGGAUGUCUUGAUUGACCCGUUUAGACCCGGGGUGCUGGAGAAGACAGGCUUGGGGCCCGAAGUGUGGUUUGGCAAAGACGGCAAGGGCGAGGAGCAGAAUGACAGGCUGAUUUAUGCAAGAAUAGCAGGCUUCCGCAGGGAUGGUCCGCAUAAGGACAUGGCAGGUCACGAUCUGAAUUAUCUGGCACUCAGUGGUGUUCUUUCGCUCCUCCCCGGCACAGAAGAGAAGCCUGCAUUCCCCUUGAACCUUCUGGCCGAUUUUGCUGGUGGAGGGCUGACCUGUGCUUUGGGAAUUCUACUUGCCCUAUUUGAGCGCACUCAUAGUGGCCGUGGCCAGAUUGUGGAUACCGACAUGGUAUCAGGCGUCAGGUACCUCUCGACGUUCCCUUUCCUGCACGCUUACCUCCGUACACCUAUGUUCGCGAAUCCCGCUCUCCCCCGACAAUCGAACAUCCUCGACGGCGGCGCCCCCUACUACGGCAUAUACACGUGUGCAGACGGGAGGCACAUCGCGGUUGGGUGCCUCGAGCCCCGAUUCUUCAUGAUAUUUUUGGAGAGGUUCAUGGACGGCGUACCAAGUGCAUGGUUGGAAGUCCAGAAAAAACGGGGUUGGGUGCCGGAUGCAGGGUCGCAGAGCAGAAAAGAGGAGUGGGGCCACCUGCGCGCAUUUUUAGAAAGGGGGUUCAGGCUGUUGGAACGCGACGAAUGGACGAAGGUGCCGACGCGUGUGUGACACCGGUCCUCACACCUUCCGAGGCUGCCCAUCUGAGUGCGCAAUCUUUGUCUUCCGCUUCCGCUUUCCAUUCGCCCUCUCGCCCUUCGCCGGUUCCGCUGCCAGCGCCCAAUCUUUCUCGUACUCCUUUCUCUGCCUCCAUAGGCCGGUUGACCCUGCUGAGGCCGGGGCAGCAUACCAAGGAGAUCUUACACGAAUCUGGGUUAGAAAUCGAAGAAAUUGAGAAACUCGUCCGAGAGGGCGUGGUUGGUGUUGAUGCCGAUGAUGCAGCGGUCAUGGCGAAGCUAUAAUGUUUUCCGUGAAUGAUCUGGGAAAAUUGUAAUAUGGGAUAUCCGCUUGCCCCAUCUUGUACAUAUAUGUACAUGCAUUCGUUGUGUACAAACAGUCUCUCA
Molecule: messenger RNA, 1419 nt
Organism: Heterobasidion irregulare TC 32-1
Lineage: Eukaryota; Fungi; Basidiomycota; Agaricomycetes; Russulales; Bondarzewiaceae
Exons: 8
Coding region: 35-1027 (330 amino acids)
Molecular function (GO): catalytic activity
Source: RefSeq, a predicted model, not a curated record